AUGGUUGUCAAGAUCCGUCUCUCCCGUUUCGGCAAGAAACGCCAGCCAUUCUACAACAUUGUAGUUUCUCAGGCUCGCACAGCUCGCGACUCGAAGCCGAUGGAAGUCCUGGGCACGUACGAUCCUACACCGCGCGUACCGAUUGCUACCGAUGCGCCGGAAGUCAUUGACGAAGUGACUGGUCUGCCGAGAAAGCCAAAGAGGUACAAGGAUAUCCAGCUGGAUCAGAGUCGGACGAAAUACUGGCUUGGGGUUGGAGCCCAGCCGAGUGAACCAGUCGAGAGGAUACUUUGUCUCAAUGGCUCAGAUCGGACUAAUGGAGCCGAGACCGGGCGUGACGAAGAAAGCAAUACCUGCACCCUCACUGUCCGCAGUCAGCAUGGCCAAGGUGCAUACGAAGUCGUGACGUUAAACCUAUUAUUCGUUGCAUUGCGAAGGCGUUUGGAACUCGUUUGCAGUUUGACGGUGUUUUAUCAUCCUUUAUUAGGGAUCGAUGCCGAAAACGCGGGAAAGUUUCACUUCGUCUGGAACAUCGACCUAGUCAAAUGA
Messenger RNA from Endocarpon pusillum Z07020, 549 nucleotides. RefSeq lists its product as uncharacterized. Gene Ontology annotation, cellular component: mitochondrial small ribosomal subunit; ribosome. Lineage: Eukaryota; Fungi; Ascomycota; Eurotiomycetes; Verrucariales; Verrucariaceae. The record is from RefSeq and is a predicted model, not a curated record. The transcript has 3 exons. Gene Ontology annotation, molecular function: structural constituent of ribosome. The coding region runs from base 1 to 549 and encodes 182 amino acids. Gene Ontology annotation, biological process: mitochondrial translation.